Molecule: messenger RNA, 7448 nt
Organism: Capra hircus (goat)
Lineage: Eukaryota; Metazoa; Chordata; Mammalia; Artiodactyla; Bovidae
Gene: DLC1
Product: DLC1 Rho GTPase activating protein
Exons: 18
Coding region: 442-5013 (1523 amino acids)
Biological process (GO): signal transduction; regulation of Rho protein signal transduction; actin cytoskeleton organization
Cellular component (GO): membrane raft; focal adhesion
Molecular function (GO): protein binding; GTPase activator activity; lipid binding
Source: RefSeq, a predicted model, not a curated record
UCAGAGGCAGGAAAUGCUUCGCAGGCAAUCUGGGCCUGGUUGUGGAGGCCCCUUUUGCAAAACAUCAGUCUGAAUUUACUAGACAGAAGUCACUAGGAACGCCUUGACAGACUCCGGCUUCGGCUAAGGCUCCCUCCAGCUGCGGAGGCUGUUUUUGUUAGAAUCACACACUGCGCAGAACCGCUUAGAAUAGAGCCAUGAUCUCAACCACGAAAUGUGAACUUAUAUUUUGGAGAAAGUAACGGAGACGGACUCCUCUCCUAGGCUGAGUGUUGAAGCAUGUCAUGCCUCGGCGUUUCAGCUCCUCCUCGUCGAGGUGGUGAAAUGACAAAACUUCCUCUCUUCUUCAAUCAGUGAAUUUGAAGUAAUCUUUCAUCAAGUCUCGUCUCCUUUAGUCUCAUACGGAAUGUAUCUCUCUGUCUGUUGUUAAACUACGAUGACAUGUCUGUAGCUAUCAGAAAGAGAAGCUGGGAAGAACAUGUGACCCAAUGGAUGGGACAGCCUUUUAGUUCUGAUGAUUGUAACACAGCAUGUCAUCAUGGACUAGUAGCUGACAGCUUGCAGGCAAGUAUGGAAAAAGAUGCAACUCUAAAUGUGGACCGCAAAGAGAGGUGUGUUUCACUCCCAGACUGCUGUCACGGCUCAGACCUGAGAGAGAUUCCUGGGAGGCCAAUGGGUCACAUUUCAAAGGAGGUGGAUGAAGAUGACAGCCAUGAAGGUGAAGAUCAGUUCCUUUCUCUGGAGGCCAGCACAGAAACACUCGUGCAUGUUUCUGAUGAGGACACCGAUUCGGAUCUGUAUCUCACAGAUGGUAAACAGAUUCCAACUACUCAAGGGCCUGAAACAUCAGACCAACAUAGCGUCAAAGGAGCAGGCUCCGUAGUAAAGACGCUACCCAUUGUGGAAAGUAACCAAGAUUCUUAUGACUCCUGGGGAAUGGCUGGUGGAGUUGAUUUAGGGCUGGUUGAGGAAAAGGGGGACAGGAAAGUUGUUGACGUGGUGAGUAAAAGCCUGGAGCUUUGUAAGGAGAUAAGCCUAAGUGAAAUAAAGGAUCGGUCCAAAACGAAUGUUUGCCGUUCUUUGAAUGUGAAAGAUAUUGUGCCAGAAAAGCAGUUGCUUCAUUCUGCUGUAAUUGCUCAACAUCGAAGGAAACCUGACGUCCCUAAAGAUGAACAUGAAAGCAACACCUGCAGUGCAGCACAAGAUAAGUUAUUGGCUACUCCUCGUAUGGACAGAGGAUUGCCAUUAUUAAAAACAGAUCCUGGAAGCUGCCUUCUGCAGCCUCCUUCCUGCCCUAGUGGAAUGUCAGCUGAAAAUGGCCUGGAGAUGAGUGGUUUCUCAGAACAUCAAAACAAAAGUCUUCCAAAGUUCAACUCAGGAGAUGGCAUGCAGUGUUUACACUUCAAGGAGACUCUGGCCACCCAGGAACCCACAGAUAACCAAGUCAGACUUCGUAAAAGAAAGGAAAUAAGAGAAGAUCGAGAUAGGGCACGACUAGACUCGAUGGUGCUGCUGAUCAUGAAGCUGGACCAGCUCGAUCAGGACAUUGAGAAUGCCCUCAGCUCCAGCUCCUCUCCGUCCAGCACACCAACCAGCCUGCGGCGGCAAGUCCCUGAUCUGGAAUCAGGACCUGAGAGUGGAACAGAUACCACUUCGAUAAAUCAGACACAAAUAAAUUUGCCUGCUAACACUGAGUCCACUGACCCACAGUCUUCCACCCCAGUGGCCAAUUCUGGAACCAAACCCAAGUCUAUGGGAAUUCCAGGUCUCUCAGAGAAGGAAAAGGCUGAAAUUGAAGCCAAAGAAGCUUGUGAUUGGCUCCGAGCCGCAGGAUUCCCGCAGUAUGCCCAGCUUUAUGAAGAUCUUCUGUUCCCCAUUGAUAUUUCCUCAGUCAAGAGAGAGCAUGAUUUUUUGGACAGAGAUGCUAUUGAGGCUUUAUGCAGGCGUCUAAAUACUUUAAAUAAAUGUGCGGUGAUGAAGCUGGAAAUCAGUCCUCAUCGGAAAAGAAGCGAAGAUUCCGACGAGGACGAGCCUUGUGCAAUAAGUGGCAAAUGGACUUUCCAGAGGGACAGCAAGAGGUGGUCCCGGCUUGAAGAGUUCGACGUCUUUUCUCCAAAGCAGGACCCCAUCCCUGGGUCCCCGGACACUGUCCACCUGAAGAGUGCCCCGAGCCAUGAAAACAUGCUGACGGACCUCAGCGAUCACCAGGAGGUGGCUUCUGUCCACAGCACAGGCAGCCUCACCACCCAUGCACCCCAGCGCGGGGAGGCGACCCCAGCCCGGACUAACUCCGUCCUCAGCGUCUGCUCCUCCGGCACCUUUGUAGGCAACGAUGACUCCUUCUGCAGCCUGCCCUCUCCCAAGGAACUGUCCAGCUUCAGCUUCAGCAUGAAGGGCCAUGAGAAGACUGCCAAGUCCAAGACGCACAGCCUGCUGAAGCGCAUGGAGAGCUUAAAGCUCAAGGGCUCCCACCACAGCAAGCACAAGGCGCCUUCCAAGCUGGGUCUGAUCAUCAGCGGGCCCAUCCUACAGGAGGGGGUAGACGAGGAGAAACUGAAGCAGCUGAACUGCGUGGAGAUCUCCGCUCUCAACGGCAACCACAUCAACGUCCCCAUGGUACGGAAGAGGAGCAUAUCCAGCUCCACGCAGACCAGCAGCAGCAGCAGCCAGUCUGAGACCAGCAGCAACGUGAGCACGCCCAGUCCCGUCACCAGGACCCGGAGCCUCAGUGCCUGCAACAAGCGGGGAGGCAUGUACUUGGAGGGCUUCGAUCCCUUCAAUCAGUCCACGUUCAACAACAUCAUGGAGCAGAACUGUAAAAACCGGGAGAGCUACCCAGAGGACACAGUGUUCUAUAUCCCAGAAGAUCACAAGCCCGGCACCUUCCCGAAAGCCCUUUCCAAUGGCAGUUUCUCUCCCUCAGGGAAUAACAGCUCUGUGAACUGGAGGACCGGGAGCUUCCACGGCCCCGGCCACAUCAGCCUGAGGAGAGAAAACAGCAGCCCCAAGGAACUUAAGAGGCGUAACUCCUCAAGCUCUGUGAGCAGCCGCCUGAGUAUCUACGACAACGUGCCGGGCUCCAUCCUCUAUUCCAGUUCGGGUGACCUGGCCGAUCUGGAGAACGAGGACAUCUUCCCUGAGCUGGACGACAUUCUCUACCACGUGAAGGGGAUGCAGAGGAUAGUCAACCAGUGGUCGGAGAAGUUUUCCGAUGAGGGAGACUCCGACUCGGCCUUGGACUCGGUCUCACCAUGCCCGUCCUCUCCCAAGCAGAUACACCUGGAUGUGGACAAUGACCGAGCCACCCCCAGUGACCUGGACAGCACAGGCAACUCACUGAAUGAACCUGAGGAGCCCUCUGACAUCCCGGAAAGGAGGGAUUCUGGGGUCGGGGCCUCCCUGACCAGGUCCAACAGGCACAGGCUAAGAUGGCACAGCUUCCAGAGCUCUCAUCGGCCAAGCCUAAACUCCGUGUCACUGCAGAUUAACUGCCAGUCUGUGGCCCAGAUGAACCUGCUGCAGAAGUACUCCCUCUUGAAGUUAACUGCCCUGCUGGAGAAAUACACGCCUUCUAAUAAGCAUGGCUUUAGCUGGGCUGUGCCCAAGUUCAUGAAAAGGAUCAAGGUUCCAGACUACAAGGACCGGAAUGUAUUUGGGGUCCCUCUGACAGUCAACGUUCAGCGCACAGGACAGCCCCUCCCCCAGAGCAUCCAGCAGGCCAUGCGCUACCUCCGCAACCAUUGUUUGGAUCAGGUUGGCCUCUUCAGAAAAUCGGGUGUCAAAUCCCGGAUUCAGGCUCUGCGCCAGAUGAAUGAAAGCACCAUAGAUUGUGUCAACUAUGAGGGACAGUCUGCUUAUGAUGUGGCAGACAUGUUGAAGCAGUAUUUUCGAGAUCUGCCUGAGCCACUGAUGACAAACAAACUCUCAGAAACCUUUCUGCAGAUAUACCAAUAUGUGCCCAAGGACCAGCGUCUCCAGGCGAUCAAGGCCGCCAUCAUGCUCCUGCCCGACGAGAACCGAGAGGUCCUACAAACGCUCCUUUACUUCCUAAGCGAUGUCACUGCAGCCGUCAAGGAGAACCAGAUGACCCCCACCAACCUGGCCGUGUGCUUGGCGCCUUCUCUCUUCCACCUCAACACUCUGAAGAGAGAGAACUCCUCCCCAAGGGUAAUGCAAAGAAAACAGAGUUUGGGCAAACCAGAUCAGAAAGAUCUGAAUGAGAAUCUCGCUGCCACUCAAGGGCUAGCCCAUAUGAUUGCUGAGUGCAAGAAGCUUUUCCAGGUUCCUGAGGAAAUGAGCCGAUGUCGAAAUUCCUACACCGAACAGGAGCUAAAGCCCCUUACCCUCGAAGCGUUAGGACGCCUUUGUAAUGAUGACUCAGCCGACUACCAACACUUCCUCCAAGACUGUGUGGACAGCCUGUUUAAAGAGGUCAAGGAGAAGUUCAAAGGCUGGGUCAGCUACUCCACAUCUGAGCAGGCUGAGCUCUCCUAUAAGAAGGUGAGUGAAGGACCGCCUCUGAGGCUUUGGAGGGCAACCAUCGAAGUCCCUGCAACACCCGAGGAUAUCUUAAAGCGCCUCCUGAAAGAGCAGCACCUCUGGGAUGUAGACUUGUUGGAUUCAAAAGUGAUUGAAAUCCUGGACAGCCAGACUGAAAUUUACCAGUAUGUCCAAAACAGUAUGGCGCCCCAUCCUGCUCGGGACUAUGUCGUUCUGAGAACAUGGAGGACUAAUUUGCCCAAGGGAGCCUGUGCCCUUUUACUCACCUCGGUGGAUCAUGACCGGGCCCCUGUAGUGGGAGUGAGGGUCAAUGUGCUCCUGGCCAGAUAUCUGAUCGAACCCUGUGGGUCAGGGAAAUCCAAACUCACCUACAUGUGCAGAGCAGACUUAAGGGGCCACAUGCCAGAGUGGUACACGAAAUCGUUUGGACAUUUGUGUGCAGCUGAAGUGGUAAAGAUCCGAGACUCCUUCAGUCAUCAGAACACUGAAACCAAAGACACCAAAUCUAGGUGAUUCCUGAAGCGUGUCCACUGUCUGGGCGUUUGUUUCUAGAACACUUGCCAGUUCUUGGAAGAUUGGAUUCAGUGUCUGAUCCUGAAACGAAACUACAAAUUGGAGAGUGGGAAUUGACUAUAGCGAUUUGAUACCUUUUUAAAGCUGCUUCCUGUUUGUGUAAGGUCUAUAUUAUGGACCUUGACUGGAAUAUAUGACUGUGCAAAAAAAAAAAAAAAAUUCUUGUUUGAAUUGCUUCUGAGAAGCAAAACUCUAACUGCAUUAGGGAAGAUAAUGAAGAGACUUCAUUUUCUUGCAAUGUCACUGUCUGUGUACGUGUACCUGUCGUUUUCUUUGCAGUGUGUGGAGGGAUGGGUGUAUCCACUGGAAUAGGUGGUCCUCUUUGACAUGUUUUCUCACUGAGAAGAGCAAAGAAAGGUUUGCACAGAGGAGUGUGUGUAUGUGUGUUUGUUGCUGGUUGAAUGGCAGAGAUGUGUAAGUUGGGCCGCAGUGUCUGGCACACUGAGACACCUCCAAGAAGGAUUUUGAUGCACCAGGUUCAGUUUAACCUGGAAUAUCUGACUACCCAAGGAAUCGUCCAGAAAGGGAACCCAUUUAUUUUAUUUUGGGGUGUUGGACAACCCACCCAUGUCUUUUUUUCUUUUCUUUUCUGAAUUAGUAGACAUCUUUUCCACCAACCUCUUCUUUACCUUAAAAGUGAUUGUAAUUUACUCAGAUAGCCCCUUUCUAACGCAGUUUGCCUCUAAAUCUGAUUGCAAGGAGCAAAGUUGUUUUUAUCCAGUACAGGUGAAUUCAGGGAUGGAAAUUCUUCCUUGCUAGCACCAAAGCAGUUUUGUUUUGUUUUUGGUUUUUAAGUUGAGAUGUGAAAACUGACCACUCUGUCUGCUUCUGAAUCAAGUAUCAACACUUUCUAUGUAUCUGCAAAGUCUUUGCAUAUCUGUGUUAGGAGAAACUCUUAAAGGCACUAUGUAUGGGAACACAGGAAAACUAUGUCCCAAGGAACUCUUUGCAAAUGUAACCCAACCAAAAAGUUGCUUGUUGUCAUUAUGGUUAUUAGCAGCAUUUUUUUAAAGCUGCAUAUGUUUAUUAAUUGGAUUUGUCCUUAUCAGCAAAGAGGGUUUGUUUUGUUUUUCCUAUGUUUCUUUUUCUUCUCUUUUCUGAAGCCCUUGGGAUAGAUUUUAGUAGUAAUGGAAAGUUCUAAUCACAGUAAAAACAAAUAAAAAUACACUAGUGCAGGGUUUUGGAAGGGUGGUCUUUAUACAGGUUUUACUGUAAUAGUAAAGGUUGGCUCAAAAGACAGUAUUAGUGAAAUUUAUUUUAUAUGGAUCAAAAGUGAAUAAUGUAUGAAUGAGAGUUGUAAGAAGGAUUUUAAUUUUGUUAUAAUUUAGUUACCAUUGUCAGUGUUAUUUCAAAGGUUCUUUGAAGAAUUAAGGGGCGGGGGACAGAUCAGAGUUUAAUUUGAGUAUUUUGGAUAUUAGUGUUCCUCAUGAAGAUAUACUUGUAUAUUCAAUUUUAAUGGCCUUCAGAUUUGUAAGAUUGUAUGUUGUAUAUACCAUUCUAUUAAGAAAUAUGUACACCUACCUGUCCACUGUGCUUUCCAACAUAGAUAAAGCAUGAUAAAAAUUAUUAUUUAAAAUAUACUUGUAUUUAUACCUCAGAUAUUCUUUUGGAUUUUGUACCUCAAGGCUUUUUGGUUUGUUUUUUGUUUUUUUGCUAAUGUAAAUACACUUUACAUGAAUACAGUCUAAGUGAAAAAAAGUAAAUAAAAGAAGAGGUUUAUAACUUGCUCUAUAUCUGUACAGAAUAUAAUCAAUAAGUGCACUAUUAAAUGUUUAAAGUAAGGGAAACGUCUGGCCUGCUUUCCAUUGUAUUGCAUCUCUCUACCACCCUUCAGACCACAGAUGGCAAGGCUUACCAUCCUAGCAUCAACUGAAAUGAAAAUAUAGAUUUGCUUCAGGAAAAAAUCAGACUGCAAAUCAUUCCAAGGCCAAACUGCAACUGAGCCACUCACUCACAAACAGGAAACCCUGGUGAAGGUUCAGGAAGCACUGAGAUGCUCUCCAAACAAAGGUCACGAGGAAACGAUGCUGAGAAAGUUACAAGAAUAAGCAACAGCAACUGAAAGAUGCUCAUAAGCAAAGCCAAGGUCAUGGAUUCGUUCCAUAAAAGGUCUCUUUCCCACUGUUCGCUUUCCUGUUCAAAGGAUUCCUUACAUAUUUGACCGGAGGAGAAUGUGAAGGAUAUGAACAUUUUCAAGAAGUCCGCUUUAAACCACCUACAGUAAUAUUGCCCCAACUUACUAAUUGUGACUAAAUGCCUAGGUUGUAAGCUCUCUGAGAGCAGGGCUCUUCUAUAUGUCUUUAUAAUCUCCUGCAGCAGCUUUCAGUGUUUUGUACUUGUAGGCACCUAAUAAAUUUAUUAUUUGCCAAAUGGAA